UCUGCAAGCUCAGGAGGUGAUCGUAUCCAAACUGCUUUCUGUCUCACUGAAGGCUGAUGUUGGAGACACCAUAUCAUACGUACGGCGUGUACCGUCUGCAUCGGCCCGCCAAACACUUCAGAGUGCGCGCAUCAUGCUUCCUUGGGAACAAUUGUAUCCAAGUAAAUCAGCAGACCCAAAGGAUGGCAAGGAGAAGGUCUCCAUCCCAAGCUCCGUCGCGAAG
This is a messenger RNA of Sphaeroforma arctica JP610, 223 nucleotides long. RefSeq lists its product as hypothetical. NCBI's taxonomy places the organism in Eukaryota, Ichthyosporea, Ichthyophonida. The annotation marks the transcript as partial. The transcript has a single exon. The record is from RefSeq and is a predicted model, not a curated record.